GCUCAGUAGAACGCACGUACUUCUGUCGUCAGCCAAAGUUUAUGCUGUUAAGCAAUGAAGUGAUUUGGGUUUAGAACUUUAAAACACUUCGUUUGAGUAACUCAAAGUUAGGAUAUUGUGAUUAUUAACAACAUUGCUUCCAGCUCCAGCCGCUGCAUCUGUUCAAUCGUGACCUUUUACCGUGUCCGAGAUUUGCACCAUUCGUGAGGAUCUCGCUAUCCAACACAACCAACCAUGACUGUGGAACGUAUCGACACGUUCUACGACCUGGACAGCAUCUACAGCACCAUCGAGCGGAUGCUGCUGCUCAUACGCCAACUGUCCGGUGUGGCCCGGCUGGGUGAAAAUGGCCGUUCCCUUUCCUUCGAACUCCAGUGGAUCAACGAAAUUGACGAACGGAAGUACCAGAUCGAGGAGCUGCGCAGCUCGGUACAGUAUCUGUUCGCCCAGUUUCGCAAGAUCUAUCUCGUCAACAAGGAUCUGUACGCACAGCUGAACAAGCGCGGUGGUCGUGUGUUUGAGCUGGACAAACAGAUCGAAGCCCAGGGUGACAGCAAGUAUCUUUACUUCCUAACCGAUGCGAUCAAGUACGAACCGGCACUGCUCGCCAUGCAACGGGUGCUUGAUCGUACGAUGCGCGAAAUAAGGAUCUUCCGGAACCAGCGCAAUCAGCACAAGCUGGAGCUAUGCAUUGGACACAUCCGGUGUGAGAACUAUGACAAGGUGUACGAUGAGUACUGUUCGUUUGAGAAUGGGUUGCAACAGCUACCGCUAAUCAUUGAAGCGGUUUUCGAGCGGGACAUGAAGAAUCUUCUCAAGGUGCUGCUAUUUCUUACCGGCUACCGGAAGCUCAACAAAGCCAACUCUUCCGAAACGUUCGUGACCGGGUGCGAGUACAUGCUGCAGCAGCUACAGCAAUCGAACGAACUGUUGGAACAUCCGCUUAGCCUGCUGCUGUACGGCUUUGUGGUCGAUUCGCUUCACGAGCUCCCGGAACUGUCGGCGGCUUCACGAAUGGAAGACGUCUACCGGGAACGGUUGGAAGCUGUGCGAUCGGAGCUGAUCGACUGUAUCCAGCGAACGGUGCGACUCAUCCAAACGACACCCCAUGUGACAGCUUCACUGGCGAAACUUUUUCACCAUAUAGCUGAGGAAAUCCUGAUCGAACUGUUGAAGCGAGCCUAUGAAGGAGACGUUCGGAAUCUGCAAAACAUUCUACAGUUUGUUGCACACUUGUCUUGCAUCGAUCACGAUAUCGUUAGCUAUCGUGUGCUGUACGCCCAGAUGGAGCAUUACGAUCAUCUGUUUCAGCCGGAGAUAUUCCUGCUUGCCUAUCGCAUCAAACAGACCAUGCAAGAGUCGGGCUUUCCGACUGCAAACCUGCGUGGAGAUUUAGAACGUCUCAAAGCCAGCCUGCCUCCCGUUGUGGUAACGAUCCUGUGGAAUACGGUUACAAUUUCCCGCCACGAGUCUCGCAUCCUGCUCAAAUUUAGCUCCAUCGGAAAGGAUGUUGGAUUUUCGCGCUAUAUUGCCGACAAGAAUCGGGUAGAGUUUGAGCCCCUGGAGGAGGGAAACUGUUUCCGAAUUCGAGCUUGUGCCAUUAACGGAUUUCUUGGUGAGAGUGGCACAGGAUCGCCAAUGAUCGCGCCCAAAUCGGAAAGCCUUUCGAAUGCAAAGUUUCGCUGGAGAUUAAUCCCGGUAGCGAGCUGCGAGUACUUCCGAGUGCAGAACUACGCCAGCGGAGCACUGCUAUACUCACAGAUACCGUGCGAGGAGUCGGAGUACGAUUUCUACAACAGUAAGGAGGUGUUGCAGCUAACGGGCAGCGAACGUUCACUGACCGCACAGAACAGCUACUGGAAGCUAAUGGAAUAUUCGCGAAGAUCGCGCAGUGGUAGCGGCAGCCUGAGUGAAGGAGAAUGUCGCAUUCUGUGAGCUCGCUGUAAACGCACUGUUCGAGUCCAUUUGUGUGGCCAUAAGUCGGCUAAUGACACGCGCGGUCGCCCGGCUAAGUGCUAACGAUUCCCGCACAUUGUGUGUAGCUCGCCAAAACCAGAUGCAGCUGAACAAAUAGCGUCCACUACGGGCGAACCGAGCGCGAGUGCGGACGUUCCAUUUUGCAGGAUGCGAUUGUUAUUUUUGCUCCCAUCCAGCUACCACACCCACCGGCCAGCGCUCCGGCCCACAUCCGGACCCGCCCCUCACAGUGUGCGAUCGGAAUUACUUCAACCGGUAGUGAAUAAGGACCAUAAAUAACCCGUCCCAUUGAUGAUGAGUAUGUACGCGGUGCGGCGGUGUGGGACGGUGGCAAGAGUAACCGUUUGUUUUGAUUGUACUACCAUAAUCGAGGCCGAGCGUGAAUGAAUCAGUGCCCCGUUAUGGGUGAGGACCGCAGCAGGUUCAAACUGCUCCCGCCUCCAUUCGGGUCGGAUAUGCUGCGAAUGUUUUUCCACGUGGCACCGGGACAAAAAAUGAUGACGAUACCCUUGGAACUGGUUUUUUACUGUUGUUGUCUAGAGCUAGACGAUUGGGACAAUCCCAAACAGGACCGUGAUAUUCAUAUACGUAGUGCUAUAUUUUAAGAAUGACGAAAUGAAUCUGAUUCCAACGCAGCGUAUGCUAGGGAGCGGAUAAGUUUGGGGGUGGGAAGACGAGAGAUAAAGGUUGAAUUUACUACGAAACAUUGUUUACGUUUCGUUGUGCUGCGUUUGAUCUGAACGGGAGUGAGCUGCUGAACACAAUGACGAUGCGCCAGGAUUGUUCAUUACUCAUCGCGAUCGUGAAGACUGUGUGGCAUACAGUGCCGUUAUUAUUGUAAGAUAUGUAAUGCGUUAGAUUAGAGUAGGAGGAAUAAAUAUUGUUAUGUGACAGUAGAAAAAAAAUCUAAAUAUAACUCAUUGUUAAUUCUGUAACGAAUGAGAUAAAUAAAAAAAAUAAUGUUUAAACGUAAAACACCAGGCGUCUCCAUCUUGCUAUGUUUCAAAGUUCGGUCCUAUAGAUAAGAGACUGUAAAAAGAAUACUUCUACGACUUUCCACUUGUUGCAUGAAAUCAUUACCAAAACACAGGAUAAAAAAAUAUUCUAGAAAGGUAGGUAUAGACAAGGCAUGGCCAAAUAGUUCAGGAACCUAGAGACAAAUAAGAAAGACCAGGCGUCUCCAUCCCUAUUGGAUAUACAAAAUAUUGAAAAGAGAAUGGCUUAAAAUAAAAAAUAAAAACUUAUGAAAAUUGUUUGAUUUUUGCUCAAAAUUAUUCGAUACGAAAAGUAAACUAUGACCACGAACACUACCUGUUGUGCGGAGUAAGCUUCACGCUACCGUAAACUAGAUGGAGCUAGCAGAAUAAGCUUCUCCUCCAUGGGUAAGCUUUCCACGUAUUUUUAU
Messenger RNA from Anopheles stephensi (Asian malaria mosquito), 3382 nucleotides. RefSeq lists its product as uncharacterized. The record is from RefSeq and is a predicted model, not a curated record. NCBI's taxonomy places the organism in Eukaryota, Metazoa, Arthropoda, Insecta, Diptera, Culicidae. The transcript is spliced from 2 exons. Bases 235 to 1935 code for a protein of 566 amino acids.